Molecule: messenger RNA, 1329 nt
Organism: Colletotrichum lupini
Lineage: Eukaryota; Fungi; Ascomycota; Sordariomycetes; Glomerellales; Glomerellaceae
Exons: 8
Coding region: 1-1329 (442 amino acids)
Source: RefSeq, a predicted model, not a curated record
AUGUCUCCACCGAAGCCGGCAUCUCCUAGGAUGCUCUCGGUGAUAGGUGUCGGCAGCAUGGAGUCUGAUGGACCAAGUUCAAGACCAACAACAACCGUCGCCACUUCUCCAGCCCCAGGAGCAGCGGGAAGCCCAGGCAGAAAAGUCUUUUACGGAUACGUCAACCGUCAACGAUCCUUUGCGCACAGCCAUCCCGCGGAAAGCUUCAGCCUUCAUGAAUUGGGGGGAUCAAUGUGGAAGGCAGAGGAGCAGAGACUGGGGGAAAUCACAAGCAAAAUGGAAAGAGGCGUCUUGAAUCAGGAGCCACCAGAUCUUCCAUCAUGUUGGAACAAGUUCAAGGCUUGUGAUUUCCCCCCUCCCCUCAUGGACUUCUCCCCCGCAAUCCCGUUCAAGAUAGAGUUCAGCCCGCAUCAACCCAGCACCGCGAAACCACCUCACCUUACCUUAAGGCUUGUGCUUGGUAUUCGAACCGCAGCAGUAACAGGCACGGUCGUUGCUCUACUAUAUGACUGCCCUAUCUACUCUAGCCCAUCUCUGAGGACCAUCCUCCGUGGCGGGAUACUACAUCAUCCUAGUCGAGCCCGUGAUCGAGUAUCUCGCACUGCAUCGCAUUACAUCGCAUCGUCCGCUUCCGCCUGCGUCUCUCAGUCAUUAAUCCGUUCAUUCGCCAGAAAGGAAAGACAUUCCGCAACUGGGCAGGCCAAUAUCCGUACUGCUGGUACGGAUAGCGCAAUCUUGGUCCUCUCCCAAGGCUUCCGUGCAUUGGCUCUUGAGCUUCUUUCCCAGGAUCACACAGCCAGGGGCGGUUUGAUGCGAUCCAGUACCAUGCGGAGAAACGGCCCAGCGUCUCUCGCUGACGGCGCAUCAAGGGAAAAGCAGACACGCAGGCCCAUUAUGACAACCUGCCCCCCAGGAACCAGCACCAAGGCACGCCGCACCAUGACAUGCUGCCUUUUUUGUGAAGAGUUGGCUCGACGGAUACCUACCCCACACUGCGAAACGCUCGACGGCGAGAAGGCCGACCUCUCUCCUCCGUUUCCGCCGCUCAGGAUUCGCCCAUUCCAGCCUGUCAAGCACUGUGAGCGUGUGCUUCCGAACCUGCCACAGCGGUCGCUCGAGCCGCUGAUCCGCAAAGACCCUGAAGGCCUUUUGGCCUUUGCUGAGUCGCGAGACGAGAUGGGGGAAGAUGUACCGGUACUUGGCACAUGGAGGCCCUCAGUUACUGCUUUUGGCGACGUUUACCGCGAGGCUUUACGCCUGACGCUUGUGCCUCUGCAAGUACCUCCCCGCAAUGACAAACACCAGGUCAAGCAGGCUGCUGGCUGUUGA